Molecule: messenger RNA, 1773 nt
Organism: Salvelinus sp. IW2-2015
Lineage: Eukaryota; Metazoa; Chordata; Actinopteri; Salmoniformes; Salmonidae
Product: SIN3-HDAC complex-associated factor
Biological process (GO): negative regulation of cell migration
Cellular component (GO): Sin3-type complex
Source: RefSeq, a predicted model, not a curated record
GCAGUGAGUCCACAACUCCCCAGUCCCAGACACAACCAGCGAGACGUCAACAACAGAGAGCUGGUUACUGAUGCUGGUGAAUUGUGAGAGUAAUUACAUUGUAACGACGCGUGUUCAAGGUUAUUACUUUGUAUCAACUACGUUCGAUUUGCAUCAAGAUGUUUGGCUUUCACAAGCCGAAGAUGUACCGGAGUUUAGACGGCUGUUGCAUCUGCCGCGCUAAGUCCUCCAGCUCGCGCUUCACGGAUAGCAAGCGGUACGAGAAGGACUUCACGAGCUGUUUCGGAUUGUGUGAAACUCGGUCUGGUGAAAUCUGCAAUGCCUGUGUACUCCUUGUGAAACGAUGGAAGAUACUCCCAGUGGGGUCUAAGAAAAGCUGGAAUCAUGUGGUUGAUGCCCGAGGAGGCCCCAGCCUAAAGAUGUCUUCCAGGCCAAAGAAGCUGAAGUCCCUCUCCAAGAGAGCCAGGCCAAGCCAGAUCAGCCGACUGCAGAAAGAGCUGAAGAGAAACAACUCUGAUGCCCACAGCACCACGUCCAGUGCCUCGCCGGCCCAGUCUCCCAGCUACAGCAACCCCUCAGAUGAGGGCACCGACACAGAACUCUCCCCUGGCUCCAGCCGUUCCCCUGUCUUCUCCUUCCUGGACCUCACUUACUGGAAGAGGCAGAGGGUGUGUUGUGGGAUCAUCUACAAGGGCCGGUUUGGGGAGGUGCUCAUCGACCCCCACCUCUUCAAGCCCUGCUGCCGCAAGAAACGGCAGCGGCAGGAGCUGGAGGAGGAGGAGGAAGGGUACGAGGAAGAAGAGGUGGAGGUGGUAGAAGUGACGGAGGAGGAAGAGGAGGUGAAGAGGUCAAACAGCCAGAAGAGCUUAGAGACUCCUCAGCUACAGGUCACCAUGACAACACCUCAGACCKUAGAGGAGGGGGAGGAGGUUGAGGAGGGAGACUGGUGACACUGCACCACAGUGUGUGCAUCUUUGAGGAAACCUUGGGAGUGCUCCUGGUUUACAAGCGCUUACAAAAAUGAGUUAGGUCGGAUUUCCUUCAGUCAACGAGCAGCUGAAACCCAUUUUUACUUUUUUUUUAAAAUUUUGUUAAUUUGGUAACUUGUGGAAUGACUGAGCCAUCAGGUCUUGUACUUGGUAUUCUCCUUGUCCUGGGUUCAUGUUCAUUAGGCCGGUUAUGCAACGGAAAAUGAGCUUUUCUUAUUGGGCAAGUUAUGUAGUACCUACGUGUUGCAAUCUAUUUUCUUCUGUUAGGUUCCUAAUGAAUAUGACCCAAAUGUUCGAACACCUUUCUUGGUGUGUUUUUCUCCUUGACAUGAAAUGCUGUAGCUCUGACUGAUCACCAGCAUACCUUUUACAGGUUACAGUCGUACAGUAGCACUUGUAUUAUACUGAAACACAUUUGCAUUUAUACCAUUUUUUUUAUUGAUUCUUUAUAUGGGCCUGUAUAUAUUUAUAUAUAGGCCUCGAUUGAGAAAGGCCUAUUCACAACACCAACAGCCAAUACACCACCAACAGCCAAUACACCAGCCUUAAUUUAGUGAGGGAAGGCAGCGCCAGUGUUUUGUCAGUGUUGGUACUAAGGGAUGAUAUUAAAGGGACAUUUCAAAAAGGUUCAACUUGAUAUUUAUUAUCUCCAGCAUCACCCCAACAUCAACAUGUUUAAAAACGGCAGUUAUCUAUGUUUUGUAGUCUAAAGGAUGCACACCAGAUGAUGUAAAAGAAAAUGGAUUCCGGAUGAAAAACGUUUGACAUCGUGAUUUAAAAAAAA